Clupea harengus (Atlantic herring) is the source of this 3525-nucleotide messenger RNA. RefSeq names its product glycoprotein Ib platelet subunit alpha (gene gp1ba). The record is from RefSeq and is a predicted model, not a curated record. Gene Ontology annotation, molecular function: protein binding. Lineage: Eukaryota; Metazoa; Chordata; Actinopteri; Clupeiformes; Clupeidae.
UUAUUCCUGCAUACACACACACUCACAAACACACACUUUAUUCCUGCAUUCACACACAUGUUCCUCUUCCUCAGUUAGUUUAUCUACGACAGACAGCCCUAAUCUCCUGUGGAAAGGUAAAAAGUGCUUUUCUUUAGAAGGGUAUUAGUGCUUUAACCUGUCAUUCAUUAAUAUCUGGUUGCUAGUUGUGAUUCUACUGUAAUUCUGUUGUUCAAAUCAUACAGAUCACUUUUUAAAAUGUGUGGUAACUGUAUGUGCUAAUACUAAGUUUUGAGAACAUUUUCGUGGAGACAAAUGACUUAUCGUGGCAAAACAUUUGUAUGUAUUGGAGGAAACGUUUUCUAUUUCCCUCGCACAGAGUGGCAGUAACACACACACUGUACGUAUUGGAGGAAAUAAAUGUCAGAUCAUUUUCUAUCUCUCUCGCACAGACUGGCAGUAACACACACACACACACACACACUACACACACAUAUCCUGUCUUCGCCUCAUCAUACACACGCGCAUAUAUCCUCAGCUAGUUUCUCCUCUGAACAACAGACAGCCCUGAUCUCCUGUGAAAGUUCCAAAGUCAGAAUGGGACUACUCCUCCUUGUCAUCCUCCUCUUCCUGUCACCUGCCGUGAUGGCAGAUAGUUGCCACAGCGAUCGGAACAAGGACGACCGCCCUCGUGUGAGCUGUGUGGGUAUGAGCCUCACCUCUGUUCCCACGGCAACGGACCCAAGCACAGAAGUUCUGGUUUUGUCUCAGAACCUGUUGACGUCCCUGAACUGGGGUGCCUACUCGGGCUUCCCAGGCCUGCAUGAGUUGGACCUCAGCCAGAACCGUGUUGGAACUCUAGAAGGUUCAGGCACAGUCCUGAGUAACCUCUCAGUGUUGCACCUCUCCAAUAAUCUGCUGGUGGAUGUGGGGGAGAGGUCAUUCGUGAGCGCCCCCCAGCUGCGAGAGCUGUACCUGCGGGGUAACCAUUUGCGUUCGCUUCACCCCCGGUCUUUCAGUGGCCUGCCCAUACUGGAGGUGCUGGACCUUUCCCGCAACCGGCUCACCUCUCUCCCCCCGGACCUCCUGACCCAAAUCUCAUCCACCGCUCUCAAGAUGCUGGACGUGGGGGACAACCGGAUCCUGCUGAUGCCCCAUAACUGGUUCAGCUCCAAGCCAGAGCUGCCGUACGUCUUCCUGUCCAAGAACCCCUGGCGCUGCUUUUGUGACGUGGGCUACCUGCAGGUUUACCUGGAUGACCAGGCUCACAAUGUUUACGUCCACACGAAGCCCCAGAGCGCUAAUCCCCUCCAAGACAUCGAGAACAAUCCAGAAAGCGUUGUGUGCGCCAGCCCGCCCUCGCUGGCCAACCGGCCGAUCAUUGACCUGACUGAGGAGGAGUACUGUGAUCCCUCUUUGCCCUCGGAGGCCCCUGCACCACCUCUCACGUUUGGGGAUGCGGACCGGGAAACUACCACUCCAAUGACCACAACAUUUCCUACAACCACUGCCCCAGCCACAACAUCCACUACGGUCCAAUAUGUAUUCACAACACCGUUUCCUGUCGUGGAUACGACUCUACAAGGAAGAAUCAUGGUGUGGACCUUGAGGUGGAUGGAGAGCUGGACAGUCCGACAUGCGUGGACAGAAUCUUGGACGUCCCGAAGUGAAGACUCCGUCACCUGGUCAUCCUUGACAAAUUGGAUUGGCACGUCCUUUUUUGCUAGGUCACCCACUAGCUACAGGGAAACUCCCUAUCCUGAGCUGACCACCCCACACUGGUUAAGCACCACAACUAAGCCCACAGCCCUACCUCCAGAUCCCAGUACCACAUCUGUGGUCACCACCACGACUGUCUCCACCACUCUCCCCUCCACCACCGUCACCACGACUGCCUCCACCACUCUCCCCACCAUCACCACGACUGUCCCCACCACUCUCCCCUCCACCACCGUCACCACGACUGACUCCACCACUCUCCCCACCAUCACCACGACUGCCUCCACCACUCUCCCCUCCACCACCUCCACUCCCAGUCAGCCCUCCACUCUCCCCUCAGGCAAGACCAUCUUUGCUGGGUCUCAUGCGGAGCGAGCAGGGGCCAGGAUCUGGUGCACGUGGCUACUUGCAGGGCUGCUCCUGCUUUGCCUGCUCUCCGCUCUAUUCAGCGGUCUGCUCGUCCUGGGUCUGGUGUGGGCUUACCUCACCCUCUACCAGCCGCUAGCCGGGAGGGUCGCCGGAGCUGCAGAUGCCCGCGCCCAUGUCCGCCUUCUGAAUUAUCACAACAAAGCCAAUUCUGAUGGGGAGGCUGGGUAUGGGGUGGCACUCGCACCUGUGGACAUGUCGGGUGGGGUUCAGGCAACAUUCCGCUCUGUCCUGUUCAUCGCAAAGGGGGGCGAGGGAGAAGAGGUGGAAGAAAAGAAUAAGAAAGAGGGGGAUGAGCAGGGGGGUGAUGUUGGAGAGGAGAAAGGGCACAGAGAGGGAGAGACAGACGGAGAGGCAGCGGUUAGCAGGACUGAACUAGGGCUUAAGGCAGCGGGAGCAGGGGUGGCAGCGGGAGCAGGGGUGGCAGCGGUGAAGAGAAGAAACGAGGGAGAGACAGAAGCGAGAGGGGCGGAGAGUAAGGAGGUGUUCCGGAAGACCCUGUACAGAGUGUUCAGCCGGGAGGAAGAGAUAGAGGGAUGGAAGGAGGUGGAGGAGCACUGGGAAGAGAAGCGAGGGGUGGAAGAGGGAGGGGAGAAGAACAGCAGGAAGAGGAUAAGCGUGAUAGGAGGAGCGGGUGUAGAGAGGAAGACGCGCUACAGCCUGAUCUUAAGAGAGGAGAAGGCAGAGGCUGACAGCAGGGCACAGGAGCAAGGGAUGGAGUGGCUGGUAGGGGAGUGGGAGAUGGGGGGAUUUGGGGGAGGGAUGAGUGAAGGACAAUUGGAAUCCCUUAUUAGUGGGAUGGGGGAGGAAGGACCUCCUUUUAAAGACCCCUCACCUAAAUAGCACAUUUGAUCUUUUCUGAUAGUGUGUGUGAGUAAUGUUGGAAUUCCCUCUGAUGGUUAACUAGAGUAAUGGCAACAAUGAUGUUGAUACUGUAGUGGUGUAGAAUACACAAAGACAACAGAAAGGUAGGUAAGGUAAAACCCAUAAUUAUGUAUGUUGUUUACAAAGAUUAGUUUCUUAACUUGCAUGUUUCUUAAACUAUGUAUCAAAACCAGAUUUUCAGCUUCACAGAUUUAUACAAAUUUAUAAAACGUCUUCAUCUGCAGCUGUAUUUGUAUUCUUUUUAACCUCAAAUCUGUACUUAAAAGUAUGAGACACCUUAACAAUCUAUUCUUUCAUUAAGCGCUAUAUGCUAGAUCAGCUAUAUAUAUAUACAUAUAUAUGAACACACUGUAUUCUUUUAAUGGUUUUUAAUAAUUGGAUGUUGCUUAGGUCAGAUUUUUGCUCCGACAUAAUCUUUCAGGACACUUCAAACAUUUAACACUAUGCCUCUUUUUACUCAACACUGUGCAUGAAUAAGAGUUUUUGCUUAAAUAAAUUAUACUGUUGCAUCCAUAA